CUCCACAACCUCUCAUCACAUACACGGGAUCAAAGACACGAAUAUCCUUACUGAUUCACCAGGAGAGUAAAGUGAACAUGGCUACAUUGGCAACUUAUCGUGUGCCCGAGGUGCAUAAUGAACCUAUGAGAAGUUAUGCACCUGGUUCAGUGGAGAGAAAAGCUUUGGAAGCUGCCUUGAAGAAGCUGCAGCAGGAACUACCUUUCGAGGUUCCUUGCGUCAUCAAUGGAAAGCAUGUCAAAUCAGGCGAUCUCAAACCGCAACCCAUGCCCCAUGCUCACGCUACCAACCUAUGCACCUACCACGCUGCCACCCCUCAAAUCGUCUCCGAUGCCAUCGAUGGGGCCCUCUCCGCUAAAUCAGAAUGGGAAGACUUACCGUGGGCUGAUCGAGCCGCGAUCUUCCUCAAAGCGGCAGAUCUCUUAGCCGGGAAGUACAGAUAUGAGGUUAUGGCCGCGACCAUGUUAGGUCAAGGGAAGAACGCAUGGCAAGCUGAGAUUGAUGCGGCUGCUGAGGCUUGCGACUUUUUGAGGUUUGGGGUCAAGUAUGUGGAAGACUUGUAUGCUCAACAACCGCCGCGUAAUGCUGCAGGUGUGUGGAACCGAACGGAAUGGAGACCGCUGGAGGGGUUCGUUUUGGCUGUUACGCCUUUCAACUUUACUGCCAUCGGAGUCAAUCUAGUCUGCGCCCCAGCACUCGUCGGCAACGUAUGCAUAUGGAAACCUUCACCAAUGGCCACCUACUCCAAUUAUCUCGUCCAUAAAAUCCUGUUGGAAGCUGGUCUCCCACCCAGCGUAAUUCAAUUCGUCCCUGGCUCCCCUCCCGAGGUGGUACAACAAUGUAUAGAUCAUCGUGCUUUUGGUGGCUUGCAUUUCACAGGAAGCACCGCCGUCUUCAAAGAUCUGUGGAAGAAGAUUGGGGCGAAUUUGGACAGAUACCGUGGAUAUCCACGAGUGGUCGGGGAGACUGGGGGAAAGAACUUCCAUCUUUAUCAUCCUUCUGCCGACAUCCAAUCGGGUGUUAUUCAAGCCAUCCGCGCGGCAUUUGAAUAUUCAGGGCAAAAAUGUUCAGCAUUAGCAAGAUGUUACGUAGCUCGUUCUUUGUGGGAAGGAGGUUUCCGUGAUCUCUUAGCUUCGGAAACGUCGAAAAUCACCGUUGGACCAUGUACAGAAUUCGGACACUUUACAGGACCUGUCAUUGGUAAACCUGCUUUUGACAGGAUUAUGGGCGUUUUGAAAAAGGCAAAAGAGGCUGGAGGGGAGAUUUUGGCUGGUGGAACGGGAGAUGAUAGUAAAGGAUGGUUUGUGAAACCUACUGUUGUAGUGACGAAAGAUCCGAAAUCUGUCACUAUGACGGAAGAGAUUUUCGGACCUGUUCUUACGGUAUACGUCUACGAAGACUCUGAUUUCGAAACCACUUGCGAUUUGAUAGAUCAAACCACUGACUACGCCCUGACCGGAUCUAUCUUCUCCACCGAUCGAGCCGCUCUCACACUAGCUUCGAGAAAGUUGAGAAACGCAGCUGGAAACUUUUAUAUAAAUGAUAAAUGUACAGGAGCAGUAGUGGGUCAACAACCUUUUGGGGGUGCUAGAGGAAGUGGAACCAACGAUAAGUCUGGUUCUGUCAACAUUUUCUAUCGAUUUACUUCUCCCAGAUCGAUCAAAGAAAACUUUAUCGACCCUACAGAAUACCACUAUCCUUCCAACUUGGUCUGAAAACGUUUCUCUGCCAAAUCAAUGUCGGACAUGGAUUUCUUAGCAUUGAUGAACAUGCAUUAUUUCGUUAAACAUCA
Tremella mesenterica DSM 1558 is the source of this 1792-nucleotide messenger RNA. RefSeq lists its product as uncharacterized. The coding region runs from base 78 to 1715 and encodes 545 amino acids. Lineage: Eukaryota; Fungi; Basidiomycota; Tremellomycetes; Tremellales; Tremellaceae. Gene Ontology annotation, molecular function: L-glutamate gamma-semialdehyde dehydrogenase (NAD+) activity. Gene Ontology annotation, cellular component: mitochondrial matrix. The record is from RefSeq and is a predicted model, not a curated record. The transcript is spliced from 10 exons.